Vicia villosa (hairy vetch) is the source of this 333-nucleotide messenger RNA. RefSeq lists its product as uncharacterized. Lineage: Eukaryota; Viridiplantae; Streptophyta; Magnoliopsida; Fabales; Fabaceae. The record is from RefSeq and is a predicted model, not a curated record. The transcript has a single exon. The coding region runs from base 1 to 333 and encodes 110 amino acids.
AUGGAUGAUCCGUUUGAUUCUUCAGUAAAUUUGGAGGAGACUCAUUUGAAAGAAGGGUACGACAAAGGCUACAAUGACGGCUUUGUUGCCGGCAAGGAGGAGGGAAAGCAGGUUGGGCUUAAGGUCGGUUUUGAGAUUGGUGAAGAACUCAGCUUCUACAGCGGAUGUAUCCACAUCUGGACAUCUGCCAUCCAGAUUGAUCCGAUGGCGUUCUCUUCCCGGGCCAAAACUGCUAUUUCCCAGAUGCAUGACUUGAUCCAAAAAUACCCUAUCAUGGAUCCUGAAGAUUUGCAGGUGCAAGAAAUCAUGGGAUCAGGCUCAAGUUCAAGAUGA